Messenger RNA from Cannabis sativa, 2718 nucleotides. RefSeq lists its product as uncharacterized. The coding region runs from base 189 to 821 and encodes 210 amino acids. Lineage: Eukaryota; Viridiplantae; Streptophyta; Magnoliopsida; Rosales; Cannabaceae. The transcript has 8 exons. The record is from RefSeq and is a predicted model, not a curated record.
CAAUUAUUAACUCUAAUAAAAAAAAAAUGGCACCAAGAAGGUACAGGUCAAACAUAAUGGUAGCAUAAAGUACUUACUUAAUAGUAACUGAAAUGAAAUGAUAAAAAGGGAUAUUUAUCCAACGUUAUCAUAUUGGUCAGUUUAGUAGCUGGAUAGAAAGUUUGAGUUGUUCAUCUUCACCCUCCCUCAUGGCUUCUUCUCUUACAUUCUCUCUAAUUCAGACUCUGAAUUCUCGUACCCCUCCUCUGAUUUCCGUCUCGCCAAUUCCUUUUCGAACGCCACACAUUUCAACAGGUUCUUCCACCUUAGCAAAAAAUGCUCAUCACCACUUCAACUUGAAGAACAAACACCUUACAAGGACAUCUUCCGAAGGUACAGAAGGUCCACUUGAAGUAGCUGAAGAAUCAAAAUUUGUUCCUUUAAAUGCCGAAGAUGCACAAUACGGUCCACCUGCUUUGUUAUUGCUGGGUUUUGAAGUGGAAGAAAUUGGGAAGAUACAACAGUUUUUGAAAGAGUUGGAUGGCGAAUUCUUACAGAUUAUUCUUUGCACCGAAGACAUGAUUACUCGUUCACUCUGGGAGGCUAUUAAUACAAAGCAGCCCAAUCUGAAGGAAGUGAAGAUAGCCAAGUCACUGCCACGCAUUUGCUUUUUAUCUGGUCUCAGUGGAGAGGAGAUGAUAAUGUUCAUUGAUGCUUUUCCAGAGGCUGGACUAGAACCAGCUAUCUUUGCAGCACUAGUUCCAAACAGUGCCGAUAAACCUAUGCAGGAGGUGAUAGAAGAGAUAAUGGGAGACCAUGAAAUGAUGAAAUCAAAACAAUGAGCGAGAAAGCUCCAAAUCUCCGGAGGAAAGAAGUUUUGCUCCACGGUUUCCGCUGCAGCUUCUGAAAAUGCGGACAAGACCUAGGCUUCAUUUGGGGCAGGCAAUAUUUUUCUGUCGACCUUUGUUAGUUGAGAUUUAUUAUAUGUAUAAAAAUAGACCUGAAUAUCAAUAUUCUCCCAAUAUCUCCACAGUGUAAUCCAAAAUUGUUUGCUGUAGAAAAGUAAACAUGUACCAACUAUGACUUGGAGGUUCGUUAUUCGCAUUCUUAUUUGCUGAUCAAGAAAUACAUUCCAUUCAAGAAGUACAACGAAUGCUAUUGUAAUCAUAAUGAAAAUAAAGAGAGAAAGUUUAUCUUAUUUGCAUAAUGCCAAUUGAACAGUAAUGAAUGAAAACUAUAACGCAAGCAGUACAUAUAAUUUGCAGCCAGAACAAGCAAAAAAUUUCAAUGAUCCAUUCCACGGCAUUAUGUACAAUAUGCAAAUUGCAAGGCAUAUUCCAAUGACCCAUAUUAAUCUGAUAGGAUUAUCUGUUGAUGAAAUACUACACUUUGCCAGCUGGUGAUACAGGGAGAACAUGCAAGACGCCUAUAGAAAUUAAGAAGCCUGAUUCUUCAGUAUAAUUCAACUGGAGUCAUCACAGUAUCAAGCAGCCAAAGCAUUUUGCAUAAUACAAGACUACAAGUUAAACAAUGUCGAGGCCAUCUAAAUUAACCUUGGACAUCUUUGAGAAACAAUUUGACAGAUCCAAUGAACUCAAACAAAUGAAAGAUGAGCUUUUGACUAAAAUGUUAGCAUAUAAAUGAUUUUUUUAUACCCAAUAAUGCCGAGAUUUAACCAAUGCUGCAUUGACUGCAACUGAAUUCUAUAUUCUCUCCAUCCAUUAAUUCAUACUCUGUUCCACACUUAAAAUGAUUUCUUUUAUCUCCUAAACUUCUAACCAAGCCUAAGAAGGAAACCCACUGUAUCAUCUUCCAGCAUUACCCAACUCAAACUCGAUGCUAAAAGAGUUUAAUCAAAUAAAGAAAGUUAAUAACUUCAUAAGGCAAAGCCCAGUAAUUUGAUUAACCCCAUAUCAAGAGCAACUCCACCUGUUGACAUCAGUCAUCCUCAUCACCACUCUCAUCGCUGAAGUAACUAGUCUUCUUGAACUUCUUCUUCUUCUCUUCCUCACCACAACCACUAUCACCGCCGGUUGCUUCUCUCAACAACCUCUCGUCCGCGCCACUAUCUACCACCGACGCCCAAUUAUCAUCCUCAAACACUUCCCCAGCUCCAUCAGACCACCCCGCUUCGUUAUCCUCCUCGUCUUCCCUCUUCAAAUUCUCGCCACCCCUCCUCAAUUUCUUCGGCGGAGGUCGCUCUCUCGGCCCGAGCUGGUUCUUCGGACACUCGUAAGAUAGGUGACCUUCGGCACCACACUCGUAGCACCGACUCUUGUCCCUGUAAACCCUCUUGCGGAUGAACUCCGAGGCUCGGCCAUUAUCUGCGGCGAUCGAAGCCGUUAGGGUUCUCCCGUUGAGGACCUUCCCGUGCAUCUGGCGGGCUGCCGAGACGGCGUCGUUCCGCGAUACGAACUGGACGAAGGCCACGCCACGGCUGAGGCGGGUCUGGCGGUCCUUGAGGACAGAGACGCGAGCGACUUUGCCAAAGGUGGAGAAGAGUGUGUGGAGAUCGGAAUUAGUGAGGGAGUAAUCGAUGUUGGAGACGUAAAGGGUCGAUUUAGAAGGAGCUAGGGCACCUGAACCGGAGCUGGAGGGUUUGGUCCCAGAGGCGGAGGUCCGUGACAGUUGGUUGGCGGGGGGAGUAGGAGCCGAAGCGUAACGGUAAUAGAAGGUUUCGUCAUCGUCUUCAUCACUAUCGGGUCUCCUCUUUUUGUUGUUCUUCUUCGCCAUUGAUUC